AUGAGAGUUUUGCACACCGAUCCCAAAAACACUGACAAUGAGGUGAGAAGUUUGCAGAAGCGAGUAGAUUCUUUGGCGCCAGAUAAAGAGGUCUUUGAGAUUCGCAGAAGAAACGGAAAAGUAGUGGCUUUCUGCAACAUAUGCAAGACAACCACUGCUACAGGUGAAGCUUACCAAGGCCUCUUCUGUAUCAGACAGUCAAUGGCCACCCAAACGCAUAAGACCAACUUGGAAAUCACUCACUCCAGAGAGAGCGAAAUUCCUCUAGUGAUCCAAACCCUCCAAAGGGAAAUUGAUGAGCAGUUCCCGCAGCACUUUGUAUCCAGAAAGAAGUCGGUUGUUUGUCGUACAUGUAACACAGAGCUACUGCUAUCACACAAAGCCGCGCUAAACAACGCAAGGCAGCACGUCAAUAGCACAAACCACCAACAAAAAGUAAGGAAAUUUGGAAAAGCGGCUACAAAUGAUAUUUCCUCAUUCUUCACGAAGAAAGGGGAAUCUGUGGAGAAUUCUGGGUGA
Messenger RNA from Porites evermanni, 519 nucleotides. The record is from the annotation of a GenBank genome assembly. Lineage: Eukaryota; Metazoa; Cnidaria; Anthozoa; Scleractinia; Poritidae.